This is a messenger RNA of Sebastes umbrosus (honeycomb rockfish), 1235 nucleotides long. RefSeq names its product transcription elongation factor A (SII) N-terminal and central domain containing 2 (gene tceanc2). The coding region runs from base 294 to 917 and encodes 207 amino acids. Gene Ontology annotation, biological process: DNA-templated transcription. The record is from RefSeq and is a predicted model, not a curated record. Lineage: Eukaryota; Metazoa; Chordata; Actinopteri; Perciformes; Sebastidae. The transcript has 4 exons. Gene Ontology annotation, cellular component: nucleus.
UAUGUUUGCUGUAUUUAUUAAUGUGAUGUAUGCUUAUUUAUUUAAUUUUGUACCAUGUGUACUAGGCUCCAAACUAUUUCCUUAUUUCCCACCUUGUUGGGUCGGGUGUGUUAUUUCCGAUGGCACCUAAAAGCAUCAUUGAUAGCUACUGUUUACCAUAGCCAUCCUGCUGCAGCUAGCUAGCAUUACCAAACACAUCUGUCACAGUUAUAAAGUUAUAAAGGUUUAAACUGUUUAUUUAGUUUGUCAAAAUCAGCCAGUCUACUAGGUGGCUUCUUACUUUGUGUUUGAAGAUGGACAAGUUCUUAGUGCGGCUUCCCAAGGGGGGAACACCUACUACAUCGAAAAGCAACGAAAAGGUUUACAAACAGGCAACAAUUGAGUCUUUAAGGAGGGUGGUUGUGAUUGAGGACAUCUGGCGCUACAAGUCCAUGUUGGAGCUGCCAGGACAGACCAAAGACAACCUGCUGACUGCCCUGACAGAGCUGAGCAAGAAGAUCCCAUCCAGGGAGGUGCUCAAGUCCACUAAAAUAGGUCACACUGUCAACAAAAUGCGGAAGCAUCUGGACCCUGAGGUGAGUUCAAUGGCAGCAAAGGUUUACACUGACUGGAGGACGUUCAUUGAGGAGAAUUCCAAUAAGCCGUCUAUUGAAGUGCGCUCCGACAAACAAUCUGAAGGACUUCGGAGCAACGCUAGAAGACUGAUGUCUGAGGCCCUGGAGGUCAAGGAGGAUUCUGCUCUUAUAGACAACAUUGAGAGAGAAGUGUUUCACCAGAGCUCCCGGUUAGUCAGCGGUUCAUACAGACGGACUGUUAGAGCCUUGGUGUUUGCCUUCAAACACAACCCUGAUAUCAGAACUCAAGUUAAGGACAACACAACAUCAGUCAACCAGCUGGUUUCUAAAUACAAGAAAUAACUGGUGUUGAAGACCUCUGGUCGUUUUUUUACUUGAAAUUUGCAAUGGUGCUUUUGAUGCAUACACAUUUUAUUAAUUUCUUUAUUUUCUGUAAAGGAUUUAUAAAAUACUUUUACACUUUGUGGCACAUCAGCAUCCUUAAACUGUUUUAUAAAUGCAUGUAAAUCACAGUCAAGAAUAUGUAAUUUAUUGUUAGUGGUGAUGAUAAUGCUGUCCCUUUUGUUCUACAAUCAUGAAGUUUUUUGUUGAUGAUAUGUUUUUAUACUGUUUUUACUGAACAUUUUUAUACAAAAUAUGAUUGAAAAUAUGACAACUUCA